AUGAAGCGUAGUAAACGCAGAGUUGACCAAUCCCCUUCGUCGUCAACACCGGUAGUACCACGACGUAACUUGGAGCUCUCCCCUCUUUUUUCAUACGGUAUUCGAGAUUCUGAUACAGAUAAUUCUGCGGAGCACUUUGGAUUACCAGUUUCUCCGCCCUCAUCAAAGCCUCGUUUUUCAUCCAUUAGGUAUUCUCCUCUAGAAAUUGAUGCGCAGCCAAAUAAAGAAAACGUGAGCAGCAUAUAUCAUAACUUCAGCCAGGAUACUUCUUCACCUGAUGGCGGUGUAUGCCAUCCAGAUUUGUCGGACAGGUCAAUCGCCAAAACCUUUUUAAGUGACCACUUGCAACACAGCUUUUCCUUUGCUCGCCAUAUGGAACAACGUGCUCUCCUUUGGUCUACGCGUAUCAAACAGUCAGUGAGCCUAUCUAUGAGUCCACGUCUGCUUUUCCAGCCGGAGGCUUGCGCGUCAUCUGAUGCUGUUGAUUCUGCUUCAGAACGGAAGAAGCUUUUAGCAGUUGACGAUCUAAUACUGCAGUCAUAUAUGACAAUCAGCAGACAAACAGUGUCAACUGUAGAAAGGUAUGCCCGCCUUGCAGUCGUUUGUCCUGAGCUUCUGAGUCGCCGCACGGUGAAUAGAUUUAUGAGACAGUGUACACCAGGGGAAGAAUGCCGGCAAGAACGACCUAGCGGUACAAACCCUAUUUUCAACUGCAGCUAUCUUGCAGGGUCAUUUUCGAACGUUGUCGAUAUUUGUCGGACAAGACUGGCUGUACUAUACAAAGCUCGGCAUCGACUAAGUGGCGUAUUAUAUUGCUUGAAGCGAUCGCGCUGUGACUUUGAAUUGGAACAUUUCAACGGCAGUUCAUCGGCUGAAAUGUUGAAUGAAGUGCAAGCCUUGUCAUUGCUCCAGCACACGAAUAUUAUUCGGUUUUUCGGUUCGUGGUAUGAGGCAGAUUCUGUUUAUGAACAACUGGAGCUGUGUUUAGGAGGAAGCCUUUUUCAUUUGCUCCAUCCAGAUAGGCAGCAUGACACUUCUGAAGUGGUGUCAUUUGUCUCGCAAACCAACCACGUUGAUGGUGAAGGACAUACUUCUCCAAGCGAUACAAACGGUAAUCGUCUCUCCGAGAAACCACUGAUUAUACUGGCGUCCCAUGUUCUCAGUGCUCUUCACUAUAUGCACACUAAUUGGUCUAUGGUUCAUGGUGAUGUUAAGCCAAGUAAUGUCUUGAUUCAGUUGAGCAGACCAGAAGCUUAUCUAGCGUCUGCGAAAGACUGUAUAGAAAUGGACGCCAAGUGUCACUGUUAUAAGCUCUUGCUUGCUGGUGAUACCACAGGAAUCGUCUUUAAAUUAUCUGAUUUCGGACGGGCAUCCCGCGCUGGCGAAGAUCGUGAUGGUGAUGAUUUGGGUGAUGGACGCUAUCUUCCAAGAUUAAAUGAUCCUAGUCCACCAGCAAGGGCUGCGACGGGACGUGACCUCUACGCACUAGGUAUUACACUUUAUCAUUCAGCGGGUGGACCUAUGUCCGCAUCUGUCUGGGAACGCCUUCGUGAGACAGAUUGUCUGCCGGAUCUUUUGGUAAUGCCAGUUUCUUUGAGACCAGUUGUCAAAAGUCUUCUACGCCCUCUUGCCCAAGAUAGACCAACUGCAUCUGAACUCGUCAAUUAUCCCCUAUUUCGUCCUCAUGUUAAUAUACGCUCGGAUGAUCCUUGUCCAUUGUUGGACGUUGGUAGCAGUAGCUGA
Molecule: messenger RNA, 1743 nt
Organism: Heterobilharzia americana
Lineage: Eukaryota; Metazoa; Platyhelminthes; Trematoda; Strigeidida; Schistosomatidae
Source: the annotation of a GenBank genome assembly